AACUGUUUAUUUAUCUUCUACUCCUUCCAUUUUUACUGCAUCUACCAUUUGAUCAACAUGAAAUCAACUCUGACUCUGCUGUGUCUGGUGGUAUGGGUGAAUGUGGAUGCUUCAUCAGCUCAGACUGAGUACUGUGGUAAGCCUGAGGGUGAAGGGAGGAGAAUGCUGCCGAUUCCUGAUCGAGAACGUUAUGAAAAUGGGGACCAAGUGGAGUAUGGAUGUCUUGCAACUUGUAAGAACGGAGAGUGGGAUAAGACCAUCAAGGGCAAAGAUUACUGUAGUAAACCCGAGGGUGCAGACACCAGAAUGCUGCUGAUUCCUGACCGAGAGAGAUAUGAAAAUGGGGACAAAAUAGAUUAUGGAUGCCUUAGCGGCCCAAACACAGGCUCAAGAGGAAAAGCAACUUGCAAGAACGGAGAGUGGAGUAAGACAAUCGAGUGCCAAGCAAGCUGUCCUGAUCCUCCUCCCAUUACUAAUGGAGAUUUCACCAAGGAAAAGAGAGAUGUUGAAGGUGUAAUUACAGAGGUGUCCUACCAAUGCAGCAGACAGUUUACACUGAGUUCCACAGGCAGCAUCAGAUGUCUGAAUGGAAAAUGGCAGAGUCCUCCAAAGUGUUUACGGCCUUGUGAGAUUUCCACUUUUGAUGCAGAGUACAAUCUACAGAAUUUACCCAAGAAAGAUAAGAUUGCGCACAGUGAAAAAAAGACUCUUCAUUGCAAAGAGGGAUAUUACCAUCAAUACAAGAGAUUUCGACCAAAUAUAGAAGAAAUUGAGGUGAAGUGUGAUGAUGGAGAGUUACAGUAUGGAGAACACAUACCUAUAUGUAGCCAUCGUUAUUCAUAGGUAGAUGAUGAACAUAAUGGAGUCAUGAUGUUCCCUCCAUCAAUUUCAAGAAUCCUUACAAAGCCACCUUUAUAUGCAAGGAGAAGACCCAUUUGCUUUUGGUGUCUGUCGCUUGUUUAAUUUAGAAGAAAUAUGAGCCAUCCAGUAAUGGAAUACAUGUGUCUUUUCAACAUUUGACAUUGUAUCAUCAUUGAAACAAAAUAACAGUAUCUUUCAAACCAUAUCAGUCUCAGCUUCACUAUAAUAACAGUACAACUAUCUAAAGCUAGACUAAAAUGGUACAUUUGUUAUAUUAGUACAAAGUGAUGUGAUUGUGUGAAUAUCCUUCUAUCAAGUUUAUAAAUUGCCUGGCUGGGCUGAUGAGACAGUGGAUUGCGCAGUCAGUUGAAACAGAGUAAAUAGGCAUUUUAACAUCAUAGAUUAUGCCGGUGGUAGCUUGUGGAAUAGGCACCGGCUGGAAUGCGGUCUUAACCAAUCAGCAUUCAGGAUUAGACCGACACGCUCUAUAAUGUGUGAAUAUUCUCCUGUAUCUCCCAGCUGUGUGAUUCAUUACCUGAAGGUGUAAUAUAAGUGGACAACUGUUAUGAUUGUGAUUGACCUUAUCAAGACAAUAAAGUUGUGGAAAAGAGAUGA
This is a messenger RNA of Oncorhynchus kisutch (coho salmon), 1476 nucleotides long. RefSeq names its product complement factor H-like. Lineage: Eukaryota; Metazoa; Chordata; Actinopteri; Salmoniformes; Salmonidae. The record is from RefSeq and is a predicted model, not a curated record. The coding region runs from base 58 to 843 and encodes 261 amino acids. The transcript is spliced from 7 exons.